Molecule: messenger RNA, 1260 nt
Organism: Closterium sp. Yama58-4
Lineage: Eukaryota; Viridiplantae; Streptophyta; Zygnematophyceae; Desmidiales; Closteriaceae
Source: the annotation of a GenBank genome assembly
AUGAGUGAGCCGACCGCUGAGGCAUGCAACACUCGCCCUUGCCAGACCGGAUACGGCGGGUGGCUUGAUAUUCUGGCAUUCAUAGUGGCGCUCAUCAGCAUUGCUGUCUCAGUCUAUGCCAACUCUCGGGGUCUAUGCCACUGGCAUCAACUCUCGCUGCUUCUCGCUCCGGCCUGGCUCUCAAGACGAGGAAUCUGCUCAAACCAGGCAGAGCCCAGGUGGAGGCGGGGUGAGGCUCAUCCAACUUCAGGAAGGUGGGUGGGUCUUCGACUUCCUCUCACUCGCCUGGCUCUCAAGACAAGGAAUUUGCUGAGCAUCAAGAACAGCAGCAUCAAGAACAAAAGCAUCAAGAACAGCAGCAUCAAGAACAAGAGCAUCAAGAACAAGAGCAUAGAAAACAGCAGCAUCAAGAACAAGAGCAUCAAGAACAGCAGCAUCAACAACAAGAGCAUCAAGAACAACAGCAUCAAGAACAAGAGCAUCACGAACAGCAGCAUCAAGAACAAGAGCAUCAAGAACAGCAGCAUCAAGAACAGCAGCAUCAAGAACAAGAGCAUCAAGAACAAGAGCAUCAAGAACAAGAGCAUCAAGAACAAGAGCAUCAAGAACAAGAGCAUCAAGAACAAGAGCAUCAAGAACAAGAGUAUCAAGAACAGCAGCAUCAAGAACAAGAGCAUUAGAGUCAAGAGCAUCAAGAACAAGAGCAUCAAGAACAAGAGCAUAAAAAACAAGAGCAUCAAGAACAGCAGCAUCAAGAACAGCAGCAUCAAGAACAGCAGCGUCAAGAACAAGAACAUCAAGAACAACAGCAUCAAGAACAAGAGCAUCAAGAACAAGAGCAUCAAGAACAGCAGCAUGAAGAACAACAGCAUGAAGAACAAGAGCAUCAAGAACAAGAGCAUCAAGAACAAGAGCAUCAAGAACAAGAGCAUCAAGAACAAGAGCAUCAAGAACAAGAGUAUCCAGAACAGCAGCAUCAAGAACAAGAGCAUCAGGAACAGGAGCAUCAAGAACAGCAGCAUCAAGAACAGCAGCAUCAAGAACAGCAGCAUGAAGAACAACAGCAUGAAGAACAAGAGCAUCAAGAACAAGAGCAUCAAGAACAGCAGCAUCAAGAACAAGAGCAUCAAGAACAAGAGCAUAAAAACAAGAGCAUCAAGAAAAGCAGCAUCAAGAACAAGAGCAUCAAGAACAAGAGCAUCAAGAACAAGAGCAUCAAGAACAAGAGCAUCAAGAACAGCAGCAUCAAGAACAAGAUAG